CCCUUCAUCAUUCGAGUUCCGCGCUGCACCGAUUCCGGUUGUCGUCGUCGUUAGCUUUGUCACCAAUAGUUGCAUCGUUGUGUAAUCAUAGUCCGUGCGUUAGAAAUUUUCACAAAUCCGUCGCGUCUCGUUCCGUGGUAGUUCUUCCGACAGCAGGUUCCACUGCCGACUGCCGACAUCUGCUUCCCCUCGGAACCAGCGGGACCACUAGUGUACGGUCGAUUUCUGGCUUUGCUGGAAAGCAUUCCACCCCCUAUUUUUUCCUUCCCUUUUCUUCUUUCUCUUCAACUCGACUGAUAAGUGCUUUCCACCGUGCAGGGAUGAUGGUCUGGGUGUCCGAUUACGACUGCGACCCAAAGGGCCGCAAAAUGAACCCCGAAUCGAUUUCCCACCUGGAGCACAUGUGCUCGCUGGACAUUGACUCGCAGACGCCAUUCGUUCGGCUGUCCGGCAUUAUCUGCACCAUUGGACCGGCCUCCGUUGCGCCGGAAAUGCUGGAAAAGAUGAUGGGCACCGGCAUGAACAUUGCCCGAUUGAAUUUCUCGCACGGUUCGCACGAGUACCACGCCAACACGAUCAAGAACAUCCGCGAGGCGGUGGAGAACUACUCGACGAAGCAAGGCAAACCGUACCCGUUGGCUAUCGCUCUGGAUACUAAGGGACCGGAGAUCCGUACCGGAUUGAUCGAGGGAAGCGGAACCGGCGAGGUUGAACUGAAGAAGGGCGACCAGAUUCAGCUGACGACUGACAAGGAGCACCUGGAGAAAGGCAGCAAGGAAAAGAUCUACGUUGACUACGUCAAUAUUGUCAAGGUCGUUAAGAAGGGCGAUCACGUGUUCGUCGAUGAUGGCCUAAUCUCGCUGGUGGUGGACAGUAUUAGCGGUGAUACUCUGACUUGUACGGUAGAGAACGGUGGCUCGUUGGGAUCCCGCAAGGGUGUUAACUUGCCCGGUGUACCAGUUGAUUUGCCAGCCGUGUCCGAGAAGGAUAAGUCAGAUCUGCAGUUUGGUGUCGAACAGGGGGUUGAUGUGAUAUUUGCUUCUUUCAUUCGUAAUGCUGCCGCAUUGAAGGAAAUCCGUACCAUUCUCGGCGAGAAGGGCAAGAACAUCAAAAUUAUUUCGAAAAUCGAGAACCAGCAGGGUAUGCAAAACUUGGAUGCCAUCAUCGCUGCCUCGGACGGUAUCAUGGUUGCCCGUGGUGAUUUGGGUAUUGAAAUUCCGGCCGAAAAGGUCUUCUUGGCUCAGAAGUCGAUGAUUGCACGGUGCAACCGUGCCGGUAAACCCGUCAUCUGCGCCACCCAGAUGUUGGAGUCCAUGAUCAAGAAGCCACGCCCAACUCGUGCCGAAAUUUCGGACGUUGCCAACGCCAUCAUCGACGGAGCUGACUGCGUGAUGCUGUCCGGUGAGACUGCCAAGGGUGAAUACCCAUUGGAGUGUGUGCUGACCAUGGCCAAGACCUGCAAGGAAGCCGAGGCCGCCCUUUGGCAUCGCAAUCUGUUCAACGAUUUGGUCAAUACAACUCCCACCCCACUGGACACGGCCAGUUCGAUUGCAAUCGCUGCAUCGGAGGCGGCCUCCAAGAGCCGCGCUGCGGCCGUCAUUGUUAUUACGACCUCGGGCCGCUCGGCUCACCUCAUCUCCAAGUACCGCCCACGCUGCCCGAUCAUUGCCGUUACUCGCUUUGCGCAGUCUGCUCGUCAGUGCCAUUUGUACCGAGGCAUCCUGCCGGUGAUCUAUAAAGAGGAAGCUCUCGAAGACUGGCUGAAGGACGUCGAUGUACGCGUUCAGUAUGGCAUGGAAUUCGGCAAGGAACGCGGCUUCCUGAAGCCUGGCAAUCCGGUUGUCGUCGUCACCGGAUGGAAGCAGGGCUCCGGCUUCACCAACACCAUUCGCAUUGUGAAUGUCGAAUAAAUAUGGUGGGUGCCGCACCCAGCCGAAAAGCUUCAUCUCUAAGUACAUAAAUGUUCUACAAAUAACAUAAAACAUAGUCAUUAGACACCUACACACAGGAAGAACAAGGCGAUACAACCGUCAAGUCCAACACCACAUCAUAACUCUCAAAGAUGAAGAGAACUGAGACGCUGUAGCAAGUGGUUAAAUAUUGAAAUUGGCAUCCUUCAGUUCACAAAAUUUAUCGCACUUUGCUAAUAUUAAAUAACAAAACAGCUACCAUCUUAGGUUCUAAUUUUCGCAAAAAAAAAAUACAUAAUAUUUAUAUCCGAACGGAUUCAAAUUGGCAUUAAACAUUUAGUUAUAUAGGACUCUAAAUUAUCUCAUUUGACUAAGCACGCGUUGGUAGGAUCGUAACUCAUUAAAGUUAGAAUGCUGGUAAGGUUCAAGCGCGAGAUUGACUCAAACCUGGACAAAGUCCCAGAUAUAGGUUUGAUCAUCUGAUGAAAACGGAUAUAAACCUGUGAAUGUAUGUUAUUGAUAUCAAUAGUAAGCAAAUAAACAUUUAAACAGUUGAA
This is a messenger RNA of Armigeres subalbatus, 2467 nucleotides long. RefSeq names its product pyruvate kinase-like. Gene Ontology annotation, molecular function: magnesium ion binding; pyruvate kinase activity; potassium ion binding. Gene Ontology annotation, biological process: glycolytic process. Gene Ontology annotation, cellular component: cytoplasm. The transcript is spliced from 4 exons. Lineage: Eukaryota; Metazoa; Arthropoda; Insecta; Diptera; Culicidae. The coding region runs from base 321 to 1910 and encodes 529 amino acids. The record is from RefSeq and is a predicted model, not a curated record.